This is a messenger RNA of Nestor notabilis (Kea), 201 nucleotides long. RefSeq names its product chromosome unknown open reading frame, human C10orf53. The record is from RefSeq and is a predicted model, not a curated record. The transcript is spliced from 2 exons. The coding region runs from base 1 to 201 and encodes 66 amino acids. NCBI's taxonomy places the organism in Eukaryota, Metazoa, Chordata, Aves, Psittaciformes, Psittacidae.
AUGGACAAAGACAGACCAGGCCUCAACCUAGAGAAACUAGUAGCUGUUCUGCAAGCAAAUGGACAUCAGCUUAUUCUGGAAGAGAUACCAUACUGGAACACUGCAGAGUUGGUGGUCAAUGGCAAGACUGUAUUUCACUGCAACAUUAAUGACCUGGAAUUUGGAAAGUACAGAGUUUCAUUCAUUGCAGUCUCUUGCUGA